Messenger RNA from Symbiodinium pilosum, 396 nucleotides. The record is from the annotation of a GenBank genome assembly. Lineage: Eukaryota; Dinophyceae; Suessiales; Symbiodiniaceae.
GAGUCGUUGACCUUCAACGCCUUUGUGGAGUGUCUUUGCCGGCUUUGCUUCUGCCACCUGAACAUCUACGGGACCAGUUUGCAGCAGCUGGCACCCUCCAAGCAGAAGAUGCUCUGGAUGUUAGCCAUGAUGGAAGCCCGCCUGCCACCAGAGCUGGGGGGGCGCUUUUCGGACGACGGAGACCUCAUAGAUGCUUCGGACUCCCCAAGGGGUCCAGACUCACUGUGGCUUCGCAGAGAUGCAUCUUUCAAUAUUUCGACUUGCCCUCAGGAAGACAUCGUGUUCUUCAAGACAAUGGGCCUGACAAAGCUAGAAACCAAACUGGGCUGGGAGAGGCUGAUGAGCUGUGAUGUAGACGAUGAGCCAAGCUCAGGCUAUAGCCCGUUUCGACGAUGA